AUGGAGAACGACAAGACAGACUAUGACGAUAGCCCGGUCAAGUACAUAAAGAGGUUGAAAUCUAUGAUUAACCACACCGACGGCGAUGAUAUUGCUGAUCUUAUGCCUCAGCGUCAGACACCAGAGGAAUGGCUUGAGGCGCUCACAAAACUGGACUUUACAGACUGUGCCUCUGUUUACGAGCUUCAGUCUGACUUGAUCGAUUAUGUCAUCGAGAAAUUCAUUCUGUGCACUGGUAAAGAUGUCUUUACUGUUUCGGCAUGGCCCGUCGCUAUGACUUUAGAGGAACCGCCAAUUUCGGAUCUCGACAGCCUCCAUCCAGGCCUUCUGGCUCUUGAAUUCUUCCGCGGAUCCGAAGCUCGACCUGCUCCCGCGGAUGAAAAAGUCCCCAAAUCAUCACUUCCUCGCGUAGUGUUGCCCAUAGGACGCUUGCUCAAAGGAUACACAACAGAGAGUGGUAUUUCAGAUUCUGAUGCGACUGCAUAUGUCCUGGUCGUUGAUACCAUUACGCCUGGGCAUCCUGUCUGGCUGAUCUGGGAUCGGCUGGCUGGACACGAACCCGAGCUACACUACGUCCACCCAGACAAACAUAACCCGGAUUUUAACGGAGUUGGGAAGAACUUUGAUGCUGCUCAGAUUCUCCCCAGUAUUAACGACUGGCUAGAGUCCUACGGAAACCUCGACCUCAAUCAGCUUGAGGAGUCUUACAAGGCGACUUGUAUCACCGGUGCUGUACAGGCCAAGGAAGUUCUCUUAUCGGAGGCUGAAGAGCUUUUGCGCCAGUAG
Molecule: messenger RNA, 786 nt
Organism: Fusarium proliferatum ET1
Lineage: Eukaryota; Fungi; Ascomycota; Sordariomycetes; Hypocreales; Nectriaceae
Exons: 1
Coding region: 1-786 (261 amino acids)
Source: RefSeq, a predicted model, not a curated record